Striga hermonthica is the source of this 1734-nucleotide messenger RNA. The record is from the annotation of a GenBank genome assembly. NCBI's taxonomy places the organism in Eukaryota, Viridiplantae, Streptophyta, Magnoliopsida, Lamiales, Orobanchaceae.
AUGGCUGAGGGGAAGCUCAGUCGAGCGGUUCUCCUCCGGCAGGCUCUCGCCGGCCGUUGGUUCAUGGUCUUCGCUUGCCUCCUCAUCAUGUCCAUGUCCGGCGCGACCUACAUCUUCGGCAUAUACUCCACCGACAUAAAAAAAUCCCUCGGUUACGACCAGACCACCCUCAACCUCAUCGGCUUCUUCAAAGACCUCGGCGGCAACAUCGCCAUCGCCUCCGGCGUCAUCAACGAGUUCACUCCUCCUUGGGUCGUCCUCGCCAUCGGCAUGGCCAUGAACUUUUCCGGCUACUUUCUCAUCUGGCUCGCCGUCGCCGGCAAAAUCCACCGACCGCCCGUCUGGCAAAUCUGCGUCUACAUCUGCAUCGGCGCAAACUCACAGACCUUUUCCAACACCGGCGCCCUCGUCACUUGCGUCAAGAACUUCCCCCAAAGCCGUGGCGUAGUCAUCGGCCUCCUCAAGGGCUUCACCGGCCUUAGCGGCGCUAUCAUGACGCAAAUCUUUCACGCGCUCUACGGACACGACUCGAAAGCACUUAUCCUCCUCAUCGCAUGGCUUCCCGCCGCCGUAUCCUUCGUUUUUCUCCGAACCGUCCGACUCAUGAACUCAGGCGGAAGCCGGCCGGAAAACGACCUCCGCGUAUUCUACCACUUACUCUACAUUUCGCUCGGCCUCGCCGGGUUUCUGAUGGCUCUGAUCAUCCUACAAAACAGCGUCGUUUUUACACGAGCCGAAUACAUCGUUAGUGCCACCGUCGUCGUUAUUCUCCUCUUCACUCCGCUUGCGAUUGUCUUGAGGGAACAAAUCAAGUCCUCCGAGACGAUGGAGACGACUACUCAUAGUCGAAACCAGAUAAAUAUCGUGACCCAUGACGAUACUCAUACUCAUGCUAACACCAACCCAACUCAUGUGAAACCUAGCCUCGUUCCGUGGUGGAAGGACGUGUUCCGGCCGCCGGAGCGCGGCGAGGACUACAACAUCCUGCAGGCGGUUUUCAGCAUCGACAUGAUAAUUCUGUUCACGGCGAUCACGUUUGGGAUCGGUGGCACGUUGACGGCGAUCGACAACUUGGGCCAGAUAGGGAAGGCGUUGGGGUACCCGAGCAAGAGCGUGACAACAUUCGUCUCGCUCGUGAGCAUAUGGAACUAUCUCGGACGGGUGGCCUCGGGAUUCGCGUCGGAGGUUUUCCUGGCGAAGUACAAGAUCCCGAGGCCCGUGAUGCUGACGGGGGUACUGCUCGUGUCGUGCGCGGGACACCUGCUGAUAGCGUUUGGUGUCCCGAACACGCUGUACCUCGCGUCGGUGGUGACAGGGUUCUGCUUCGGGGCGCAGUGGCCGCUCGUGUUCGCGAUCAUAUCGGAGAUUUUCGGGCUGAGGUACUACUCGACGCUGUACACGUUGGGCGGUGGGGCGAGCCCUUUGGGAGCGUACAUACUGAACGUGAGGGUGACGGGGAAGCUGUACGAUUGGGAGGCGACGAGACAGCUGGCGGAGAGAGGGGUCGUGAGAGGGGUCGGGGAGGAGCUGACGUGCGUGGGGGUCGUCUGCUACAAGAAGGCGUUUCUGAUAAUCACGGGGGCCACGAUGAUCGGGUGCCUCGUCUCGUGUGUGCUCGUUGUCCGGACGAGGAAGUUCUACCGAGGGGAUAUUUAUAAGAAGUUUAGAGAGGAUAAUGAGCAUCAACAGCAGCAGCAACAGAUGCAGAUGCAGCAGAUUGAAGAUAGGAAGUGA